AACAUCACAAUUUGGAAGAAAUUUAGAUUUAAAACAAUUUCAUUUUGACUCAAUUUAUAAUGAAUUUCAUAUUUGUUACAAGUGUACUUUUUAUUAUUGUGGUAUCGGUUACAUCAAUUAUGCAAAACCGAACUGACAAAUUUGUUUCUCUGUGUGUACAAUUGUUACAGAGGAAACCUAAGAUGAAAUUUAAUUUCGGUGAUCCCACUGAACACAGUUGGCUUAUUGUACUUAUGAGAAAUAUAUCUUUCCUUUGCUCUGGGGCUUUAAUAAGUUCAACGCAUGCUAUUAGUGCAGCACACUGUUGUGCAACAGAUAAAAAUCGUAAAACCAAAGCCGUUGUGGCCAAUCUUAAAGUUUGGGUCGGAGUCCAUAACAGGUUGAAUUUUCAUUCAAAGUAUACAGUUGGAUAUAAUGUUGAAUCCUGCAGCUUUCACUAUAUCAAUCAGGGCUUUUCGAUAAACCAUCUGUAUGGAUUAGCAUUGAUAAAAACUAAAAAAAGAAUUGAAUUUAACUUCAUUGUAGCACCAAUAUGUCUUCCGACAAAAAACUGCCAGACUGACAUCAGUUCAUGUAUUGACUUGAAAAAGUACGAUGUCAAUUCGUACGGUUGGGGUGCAGAUCGAAACAUAAGGUUGGAAACGCCAGGCCUUUUCCCUAAGUCUGAACCGGUUUGGUAUUUGGACAAGGAUAAAUGCAAGCAUAAACAUUUUACAAAGCAUUCAUUGAUCUACUACGAAUGUGUCGUGGGGCUUAACAGCAAGAAGACAUGUUUGGGGCUCAGCGGGACUCCUGUCAUUGCUGUUGACAAGGCAACUAAAAAAACUGUUCUCUUAGGAAUCAUUGCAGCUGGACCGGUUUGCUUCCAUCAUGUCAAUAUAUAUAAAGCUUAUGUCAUUAGCGUAGGAGCACUGGAUCAUCAUCUAUUGCCUGAAGAAACAAAUGAUAUAAAAGCGAAACAUGAUACACAAUCAGAGAUUUGUACACGGUCCAUUUCAAAGAAUAUAACAAAACAAUGAAUGAUUUAUUUCAAACUAUAAAAUUGUAUAAUUAUUUAUAAGUUUUAUUUUACACAAAUUUCGAGCUGUACUUGAGGGAAUGUGAAACUAUUUAGCACAAUUUCCAAGAUGUGUCUUGUGAUUUUUUUAAAUUAUCAUCAUUAUUAUC
Molecule: messenger RNA, 1167 nt
Organism: Cimex lectularius (bed bug)
Lineage: Eukaryota; Metazoa; Arthropoda; Insecta; Hemiptera; Cimicidae
Product: ovochymase-2-like
Exons: 6
Coding region: 60-1019 (319 amino acids)
Biological process (GO): proteolysis
Molecular function (GO): serine-type endopeptidase activity
Source: RefSeq, a predicted model, not a curated record